AUGAGCGUCUUGUUGCUGGUCUUCAUCAUGGGGUUGAUGAUAGGAUUCUCCCUGGUGCUCUCCAAGGCCGUGUCGACCAUCGUGCUGGAGCCCGUGGAGAAGCUGCUGCUGGCCGUGCGCAACGUGGCGUCCAUGAUCUUCAAGUCCGUCACGGAGGUGGCGGCGAAGGUCGAGGACGACGGGCGCGACGAGGAAGAGGAG
Messenger RNA from Prorocentrum cordatum, 201 nucleotides. Lineage: Eukaryota; Dinophyceae; Prorocentrales; Prorocentraceae. The record is from the annotation of a GenBank genome assembly.